CCUCACCGCAAGUAUCGCGAGAAAGGUGGCAGUGCGAUAAGAACUGCUCCAGGCAAGACAUAGCAAUAUUCAUAUUAAGCAACAACAACAACAAUCUUUAGGAAAAUGAUACUUUGGUGUUGUAAACAGAGAGAAUGAUGACACGCGUGCCGCCUUUACUUGCAGAUGAGCACACCGGGUUGUGAUAAACAGGAUGUGGCCACGCCUCUAUGGAUGCACAUCAGACGAUGAGGAUGGCAAAGACCUUAUGGGGCCGAGCUCAGCGUUUCACUUCACACUCAUCUGUAAAUUAGAAGACCAAUGUGCUGUGUUUGCUCCAGUUAUUUACGCCAGCUGUGCAGUCACUUUAGUUCUCUGCUGUGCGUUUGAAGUGGUUUGACAAAUCGACGGUCAGUCAGAAUCGGCCUUUCACCAGGAUGAACGGCUCUCUUUUAACCCCUCCCAGCCCACGGGCAGCCAACUCUUCUCCUUUACCCCCGUCUCCCUCCCCCUCUCCAUCCCCUCCAUCACCUUCUCUGUUGCCUUUGUCCCCUAGGCCUCCCCCUCUCCCACCUCUGGUGAGCCCUCCACCACAGGCUCACCUGUCCUCACUGUCUGACACCCCUACGCCGUCCCCUUCACCUUCCCUGAGCUGGACCGAAUUCUGUGAGCUCCAUGCCCGUGUCGCUGCCGGCGACUUUGCACGCCACUUUCGGGCUUUUCUUCUGGAGAACCCCCACUACACAUCGGACUCGGCGGCUGCCUUCUGCCGCCGCUUCACCGACCGCUUUGUUCGCCACUUCCAGAGUGAGCUGGAGGGGGCGCUACCCCCGAGCUGUGCUUCAGGGCGCGAUGACAUGGUGAGCUGGGCUCCCCCCUCAGACGCUACUUCCUUGGAGGAGGAAGCAGUGUCGCCCCUGUCAGCAGCUGGGGGGACGGCCCUUCCAUGCCCCUCCACCAACACAUCGCGAGCCUCUUCCAAGCCUGCACCGACACGGCUGGUGUUGGAGAACCGCAGCGGGGACAGAUUUCAGGAUUCUUAUGCACAUGGACAAGUCCUUCCUCCAUCGUCAUCAUCGUCAUGCUGCUCCUCGGUGGGGGGGAACAACGGGAGGCGUGAGGAGAGGGGUGCUAUGCUCGGCCCGGGAAAUGGGGAAGCCCCUGUGGAGGAAGAGGAGGACAGCUGGCUUGGGGUGGCGUCGGUUGGGGAGGAUGUGGAGCCAGAAGAACGAGAAAUGGAAUCCUCAGAGGUCGGACAUGGAGACCCCUCCCACACUCCUCAGAUCCCUCCUUCCUCCAUCACUCCUCCACCCGGCUCCAAAGGUAACAGCACACCCAACUCCUCCAAAAACAAGCUAAAGAAGCGCUUCUCCCUGCGGAACGUGGGCCGCAGCGUGCGGGGCAGCGUCCGCGGGAUCCUGCACUGGCGAAGCUCCUCCAGCGACUCGGCUCAGAGCCAGCUGCCCUCCAGCUACAGCUACACCAUGGGUGUUCAGGACCCUGCCAAGAGAAACUCUGGCACACAGCCUCCUACACCCACCUCCUCCAUGCCUGUAUCCCUGUCCAUGCCCCUCUCUCUUCCUCACUCAUCCUCCUCCUCCCUGCCCCCCUCAUCCUCAAGCAGCGCCACCUCCCUGUCUCUGUCAGAAGUGGCUCGGGAUCGCCGGCGGAGCAACGGUGAAGGAGGGGAGAAGGACAAGUGGAGCCAUCGUCUGGAGAAACUCCGAUUAUCCCGAUCGCCUCCUCCCGUCCUCACGCCAGCCACUGCCGGCUCUCACGCCGCCACCUCAACGCUGCCUCCCAGUAGCGCUGCCCCCAUGGGGCCUCCGAGGAAGGUGGGCCGGCUGGUGCGUGAGGGCGGGGUGAGUGUCAGCUCCUCCAGCGACGAGUUGAGCGGAAGCCACGGCUUCUCCGGUUUUUCGUUUGGUCUCCUGCAUCACGGUACAGACAACAACACCACUGCCUCAGCCUCGUCCUCAGCAGCCCAGGCGGGUCCAGUGCAACCUCUGGCCAGCGGAGGGAACGUGCCCUGGAGGGGGGGACGCUGGCAUAAAUGUCGCCUAGUCCUGAGAGAGAGGGACAGAGAGGGGGGUGAGCGGGGAGAGGAAUACUACCUGGAAUUCUUCAUUCCACCAAAAUCAUCGAAGCCCCGGCUUACCGUCCCCUGCUGCUCCAUCGUGGACGUGAGGAGCACCACGGCGCUGGAGGUCCCCGACAAGGAGAACACAUUUCUGCUGCAGCUGGACGGGUUGGCGCAGUACGUGAUUGAAACCAGAGAUGCCGUUCAGAUGAGAGCCUGGCUGAGCGACAUCAGGAACGGCAUCUGUCUCAGUGAACAAGAAGAUGCUGAAGGAGUGUGUGGGGGACCGUUGGACAUCAGUGGGACACCUGAGAUCGGCGAGCGUCUUUCACACGUGUGUUAUGGAGGUAUUGGGGGCUCCUCUCCCCUGAUGGAUCCUCUCCCUCCAGAGCUCCCUCCUCGAGCCCCUCUCGACGAACCAGAUGGCAGGAUUCUUGGAGGAGGCGGGGCUAGUCUGGGCACGCCGUUUGCUGAGACGCCAGAUGCCACAGGGUCCUUCCUCUUCUCUGACGUGCCAACCACUGAGGCGGUGGAGCAUCCGCUCAGCGAGUGUCAGUGGUUCCACGGCACCCUGUCUCGCCUCAAAGCUGCUCAGCUGGUGCUGGCUGGAGGUCCGGCGAGCCACGGGGUGUUCCUGGUCCGCCAGAGCGAGACACGCCGCGGGGAGUACGUCCUCACCUUCAACUUCCAAGGCAAGGCCAAGCAUCUCCGUCUGUCCCUGAACGAGGACGGUCAGUGCCGAGUGCAGCACCUUUGGUUCCAGUCCAUCUUCGACAUGUUGGAGCAUUUUCGGGUGCAUCCCAUUCCUCUGGAGUCCGGCGGCGCCUCAGAUGUUACACUCAUCAGCUUCGUGGGUGCCACCGCCGUUCGCCAGCCAGACUUGACCAGCAGACCCCGUAGUCCACCUCAGCCUCCUCCCCUGCCGCCGGGCCGGCCGCCGCCGCCAACUCCGCCCCAGGAGAGAGGAACUGAAACAGAGCUGGGAGCAGGAGCAGGAGGAGGAGUGCCUGUGGCAACCAUAGGAGGAAGUGGAGAAGGAGGAAGUGGAGGCAGUGGAGGUGGUAGUGGAGGAGGAGUGGAGGACUGGGAGGAGAGGGACAGGGACACUCCUCUCCGCCAACUAGAAGCUGUGGAGGGAGAAGAGAGGGACGGGACGAGGGCCCCCCGAGCCAUCGAUAACCAGUACUCCUUCUUCUGAUGAGGAGGAGGAGGAGGAAGGUGUAUGUGUGUUUUUGUGUGUGUGUGUGUGUGUAUGAAAGUGAGAUUGGAUGAGGCGCCGUACAUCAUAGCCAUUCAUAACCAGUAUUUUAUUUUGUUAGCAAGGUGGAAGAGAAGAGGAGAAGGAAUAAAUGUACUAACACUAUGAGACAGAGAGCAGAGACGGGUGAGAGCAGCUUUACGCGCUAGCCGGCGCUACAUUUCUGUACGUUGUUUUUACGCCUCACAGCCGUGAAGCCAGCAGAGCCCCCCUCAUACCUCACAGUGGUCCUGCCAAGCUAGCACAUGCUAGCCAGAGGCCAAAAUACCCCACAGACAUUUCUACUGUGGCAGACAGACCCAAAACAUCUCACCCUCUCUGGUUGUCCGACCACCAAGGCACCGAGUUCUGGAGUCAAAGAAAAACAUCUAAAAGCAUCUUCUUCCUUCCGCUGGUUGGAAAGUGACAGCUGAUUCCUCAUCAUCCCAUCCCACUUUUAAACUAAAAUACACUAAAUAUUUUUGUUCUGUCAAAAUUAAACGAUCAUAUCUGCCGUUUUACAUGGUCCACCUGUGUCAAACACGACCUGGAAAAGCCUUUAAACUCUCACUCGACAAAACAGCCUCGCAUGUUUACAAUCUGACCACGGCGACACUAAAGGCUGUUACAUACGCUGCAAGAAGGAAGUUUUUUUCUUUUCUAGAGGACACGAGAACAAAAUGAUGUAAUCUUGCUCUCUUGGACGUGUUUUGGGACGUUUUGUGGUUUGUUCUCGACACAUCAGCCACAGAGAACUUUUUUCUUGUGGGGCUCUGCGAAGUAUUGUGUGAUUGGUCUGACAUUUGAGGUGGGCGUGGUUAAUGUGGAAAA
Molecule: messenger RNA, 4127 nt
Organism: Melanotaenia boesemani (Boeseman's rainbowfish)
Lineage: Eukaryota; Metazoa; Chordata; Actinopteri; Atheriniformes; Melanotaeniidae
Gene: sh2b1
Product: SH2B adaptor protein 1
Exons: 10
Coding region: 417-3257 (946 amino acids)
Biological process (GO): intracellular signal transduction
Cellular component (GO): plasma membrane
Molecular function (GO): transmembrane receptor protein tyrosine kinase adaptor activity
Source: RefSeq, a predicted model, not a curated record